UCUCUGCCCAGCAGGGGCUCGGAGGAGCACAUUGGCAGGGAGCGCCGUCCCUCGUCACGCUCGGCAAGCAGCACCGUGCGCGGUUUUCCUCCCAAGCGGCUGGACGAGCCGGCGUUCGAGGCCUGUUUCCCUCAGGGGUAUGUAAGCACAAAGGACUUUGUCUUGGUUCCCAACUGAAUAAGCAAGAUGCCAGAACAAAGUAAUGACUAUAGAGUGGUUGUGUUUGGUGCAGCAGGGGUUGGUAAAAGUUCUUUGAUUCUUCGUUUUGUAAGGGGAACCUUCAGAGAAACAUAUAUCCCAACUGUUGAAGACACUUACCGCCAGGUGAUCAGCUGUGACAAGAAUAUCUGCACUCUUCAGAUCACGGACACCACUGGAAGCCACCAGUUCCCUGCCAUGCAAAGACUCUCCAUCUCCAAAGGCCAUGCAUUCAUGCUGGUGUACUCUGUCACUAGCAGGCAGUCGCUGGAAGAACUGCAGCAGAUCUAUGAGCAGAUCUGUCAGUUCAAAGGAGAUAUACAGAAGGUUCCUAUCAUGUUGGUUGGAAACAAGAGUGAUGAUACUCAGAGAGAGGUGGAUGCCAGUGAAGGUGAAGUCCUCGCCAGCAAAUGGAAGUGUUCCUUCAUGGAGACAUCGGCAAAAAUGAACUACAAUGUGCAGGAGCUUUUCCAAGAGCUCUUAAAUUUGGAAAAGAGAAGAAGUGUAAGUCUUCAGGUAGAUGGUAAGAAAUCCAAACAGAAGCACAAGAAAGAUAAACUGAAAGGCAAGUGCUUGGUGAUGUGAAUUGCUGAGAUCUGAGCCUUCUGGGAGAUAAAACAGAAACACGAACUUAAACUUACAGAACAUUCUCAUGUGCACUUGAAAAUUGUUGGGUAUUAGAGACAUUCAGAGAAAAAUGGCUUUAGGGUUGGGGGCGGGGUUAUAAGGCAUUUGAAUAUUUACUUGGUGAAAGUUUUGCAUGUUUCUUUUUACCAAGCAGCCUUCUUAGGAUGUAAACACCACCACAGUUGUCAAACUCCCUCCAUACAGCAACCAUU
Heteronotia binoei (common prickly gecko) is the source of this 1037-nucleotide messenger RNA. RefSeq names its product DIRAS family GTPase 3 (gene DIRAS3). The record is from RefSeq and is a predicted model, not a curated record. Gene Ontology annotation, biological process: signal transduction. Gene Ontology annotation, cellular component: plasma membrane. Gene Ontology annotation, molecular function: GTP binding; GDP binding; GTPase activity. Lineage: Eukaryota; Metazoa; Chordata; Lepidosauria; Squamata; Gekkonidae. Bases 187 to 783 code for a protein of 198 amino acids. The transcript is spliced from 2 exons.